This is a messenger RNA of Lepisosteus oculatus (spotted gar), 4020 nucleotides long. RefSeq names its product selenophosphate synthetase 3 (gene sephs3). The record is from RefSeq and is a predicted model, not a curated record. Gene Ontology annotation, molecular function: selenide, water dikinase activity; ATP binding. Gene Ontology annotation, biological process: L-selenocysteine biosynthetic process. Lineage: Eukaryota; Metazoa; Chordata; Actinopteri; Semionotiformes; Lepisosteidae. Gene Ontology annotation, cellular component: cytoplasm.
GUGGCGAUGAUGGUACAGCCAGCAGGAGAGCGCUGUUUUAAUUUCACUCAGUUCUUCCGUUUACCAUCAAAUAAGCCACCUUUGGUUAUUGGAGACAAGUAGGCGGGGGUUAAAAUACAUCCCCGAGUUACUUGUUUUAACAGACGGUAACUGCGUUUCUCCGAUGUCGGCCUCUUCUCCGCCGACUCCUCCAGCGGACUCCAGCCCCGGACUGGGGAUGUUUCCGGGCGGCUACCGCCAGUUCGACCCCGAGGAUCACGGCCUGGAACCCGGCUUCAGGCUCACGGCCUUCUCGGACCUGAAGGGAUGAGGCUGCAAGGUCCCUCAGGAGGCCCUGCUCAAACUCCUGGAGGGACUGGAGCCGGACCGGCCGCCGGGCGGCGACGGGGAGGACAGCGCUGCCGCGGAGUACCAGCAGCUGGGGGCCGUACUGCAGGGCCCUCGCCUGGGGAUCGGGAUGGACUGCUCGGUGACCCCAUUGCGACAUGGGGGGCUCUCGCUGGUGCAGACCACUGACUUCUUUUACCCCCUGGUGGAGGAUCCCUACAUGAUGGGCCGGAUCGCUUGUGCCAACGUGCUGAGUGACCUGUACGCCAUGGGGAUCACCGAGUGCGACAACAUGCUGAUGCUCCUGAGCGUUAGCCAGAGGAUGAGUGAGAAGGAGCGGGAGCGGGUCAUGCCCCUGAUGGUGCGAGGUUUCCGGGACGCGGCGGAGGAGGGAGGCACCUCUGUGACAGGGGGGCAGACGGUGAUAAACCCCUGGAUCAUCAUUGGGGGAGUGGCUACAGUGGUGUGUCAACCCAACGACUUCAUCAUGCCGGACAAUGCUGUACCGGGAGAUGUGCUGGUGCUGACCAAGCCCCUAGGGACUCAGGUGGCAGUGAAUGCCCACCAGUGGCUGGACAUGCCGGACAAGUGGAAUAAGAUCAAGCUUGUGGUUUCAAAAGAAGAGGUGGAGAUGGCAUACCAGGAGGCCAUGUUCAAUAUGGCUAUGCUCAACAGGACAGCGGCAGGACUCAUGCACACCUUCAACGCCCACGCAGCUACAGACAUCACAGGGUUCGGUAUCCUCGGUCACGCCCAGAACCUGGCCAGGCGCCAACACAAUGAGGUGGCCUUUGUCAUCCACAACCUGCCCAUCAUUGCCAAGAUGGCUGCUGUCAGCAAGGCCUGUGGCGUCCUGUUCGGGUUAUUGCAGGGCACAUCUGCAGAGACCUCUGGGGGUCUGCUGAUCUGUCUGCCUCGGGAACAAGCUGCACGGUUUUGUGCUGAAAUCAAGUCUCCCCGCUACGGCGAGGGCCAUCAGGCCUGGAUCAUUGGCAUCGUGGAGAAGGGUAACCGUAGUGCCCGCAUCAUCGACAAGCCGCGCAUCAUCGAGGUGGCACCCAGGGGGGCAGCUUGUUCCCAGGACAGCAAUACUAAUCCCAGCCCUGAAAUCCAGCCACCCCUGUCCUGAGAACAGCUCUGAAAACCUUCUCCCUCCCUCCUCCUCCCUUUCUUCGGCCUGCCUCUCUCCCCAUCACUCCUGCACUCAUUACUGCUACCGCUGUGUCUUUUCCUUGCAUCGCAAGAACACUGCAGCACCGCUGCCCUCUCUUCUCAUUGACAGCCGAUUGUGUCCUCGUGGCCUUACUGUGCAGCAGCCCUCUUCCGGACUGGCUUUCGAACCUGAGGCCUUUCCUUUUCUGAAUGUGUACAUGCACGUUAAUGUUUCUUUUUUCUAGUUUGAGAUGUAAUAACGGAUAAUUCCCUUUUCAACUCCUAUACAUCUGUGUGCUGUGCUUUUACGACUGUGCAGAUUGUGGGUGACUACAGUGGUUUUUUUUUAAAAAGUGAAUGAAGCUGUCAUUGCCUCCCAGCUCUGUGAGCAUUGAACAGGUGUACACUUAUCUCCCUCUUUUUUUAUGCCUGAAGGCUCAAGUGUCCACUCUGCUUCCCUAUUCAGCCGUUAGGUUGAGAGCAACAGACCAAAAAUAUUUUUUUUUAACUGGUGGGAGGGAGGGUGAACUCAAGGCUUUCUCCCUAGUCAUUGUGUCUUUCUGACCAAACCUUACUGCACUGUGCUGUGCUGGGGUUGGUGAAAUCAGAUUAAUCUGUUGUUGACUAAUUGGGAAUUGGUCUAAAUAAAUAAAAACAAAAACAUCAUCCCACCUAAUACUGGGUUCAGAAUUGAUUUUUAGCAGGUAGGUGGAAGUUUUGCUUUAAUGUGGACUCAGACCAGGGUUCUUAAAUUUGAUAACAUGGUAGACCUCUAAUGACUUCUGAACUGUUAGUACUUCUUGACAUACCUGAACAUGUUGUUCGGGUAUGUUAUUUAGAAUUAAUGGAUUUAUUUACACCUGUUUAAUGCUUUCAUCUUUUGCUUAUCUGUUAGAAUCCUUUCAAUUCUUUGUGAUUCAGUUGUUUUCAAAAAUAAGCAUUCAUUAAGGCAAUUUUAAAUAAGUUAUAAAAGUCAAUUCAAGAGAUAAAACAUAUGUCCUUUUCUUGGAAGUUGCUUGACCACGUUGACCUUGACCUGAAAGUCUUUUCAGACAGCAAGCAAGCACUAGCGAAAGCGAAAUUCUUUGUUACAAUCUAGUGCUAAACAGAUUGGUACUUGUUUAUUGAAAAUGUAUGUUUUUCUAAGAGGUUGUAAAAUUGAUUGCUUCUACUCUAGAAAUGUAAAGGCUAUGACAGGGUAAGGGUACUUUCAGGAAGAGCAGUUCCAUUUUGCCUCUUAAUUGGCAGGAGCAUGUUCAAAAUGAACUUUUCAGUAUGCAAACGGCUGGAAAAUGAUCAGAUCAUUAAAUUGGAUCCUGAUAAGUUAAUGGUAAUUUAUAUUGAUUGGCUCAUGUGGUCCUGUUGAGUACAUUACAAUGAUGAAAUGCAAAAUAGAAUAUAUCUUAAAUGUUUACAGGUUAGUAUGUGUUUAAGUUGCUAAAGUCCAAUCUGUAAAGCAUGCUUCCAACAAGGACUGGAGAUGACAACUAAUUGGGUCCAAAGAGGCUUUCUGGCCAGGGCAUGUCUGUUCAACAUGCACAAUGUAGCCUUUCGGCUUGGUCUAGGGGGAGAAAUGUGGCAAGAGCUUUGAACCGAAAGGUUUGCCAAUAAAUGUUGCCCUUUAGAAAGUGAAACCUGUCUGUAGAGUUGCAUAGUCAGAGUGCAGUGCUCACUGCAGGGCUGAGAAGAAGUAGCCUGUUGCCACACUGUGUACCCUCAUCUAUGCUUGCUGCAGGUAUCUCCUUAACGGUUCUUGCAUUUAAGUUAAUUCAAUAGUCAAAUUGGCAAAGAAACAGUUUAUACAAUAAUCCUGCAUUGGGGUAGAUGAGAGGUGGUAUCCGAGUCUUGUUCAAUCAUGGUAAGUCACUGUGGUGCAGGAUUGUUUGAAAAGUAGAGCUGUGUGUUCGUCAGGAAUCCCACUGCUUAGUUUUCUGUUGGUUUAUAUUAUGGUACAAGUGGCUUUACUAUUUUACUAGUGAUUGCUAAACACAAUAAUGCCAUGGAGUGAGAUUUCAGGCUAAGAAUCAUUUGAAGUGCUUUAGAAUUUUUCUUCGGGGAUUUGUUCAAUUUGUAACCCUUGGUAGUUUGAAUGAAGCUUUAAUUCUUCCAUAUCAAGCACAUUAAAAGAAGAUUGUACAUUUUUCAGAUGUUUUUUGCUAGCCUGUAUAUCAAAUUAUUUGUAGCUGUGUUUGGGUGCUCCCUGUAUACACCCGUGCUGUUCUGCUGUCCAGUAAUAUAUAUAUAUACAGGUGGCUCCCUACCCCCUUGUCUCAGAUCGAGGCUUGAGCAGCUCUUUCUGAAACAGGUGGUUCGGCCCAGCUGAAACCAAGGCUGCUGAUUGGCUGAGUCGAAGGUCAGCUGUCUUGCUCUUUGCCAAUGAAGCCCUGCCUCCUAAACCCCAUUGAGUGGGACAGGUAGAGCUGAUAUGCCAAACAAAGGGAAGGCACUGACUCACAGAGCCAAUCCGCUACCUUCUUUCGCUUUUGUAAUUCACCAAAUCCAUGAUCUGAAAAAAAUAAAAUGUAGUUUCUUUAAGAAACA